GCGGGGCGGGGGCGACGACUAGAGACCCUCCGCAGGCCGGGCGAGUCACUGUCUACAGCGCCUGCACCGAACGUCAGCCUUCGGGCCCUCGCCGCCGGGAUGUGGCAGUCCGUAGCCGUCCUCUGCUGUCUGCUGGCGCUGACCAGCGCGCGGGCUGGAGCCUCCUUCUUGCCCCUGUCCUUGGAGAUGACCAACUACAUCAACAAGCUGAACACCACCUGGCGGGCCGCCCACAACUUCCCCCAUGCUGACAUGAGCUAUGUCAAGAGGCUGUGCGGGACCUUCCUGAAUGGUCCAAAGCUCCCAGAGAGAGUGGGACUAGCCAACCUUGACAUGAAGUUGCCCGAAAACUUUGACGCAAGGCAACAGUGGCCCAACUGCCCGACCAUCAAGGAGAUCAGAGAUCAGGGGUCCUGCGGUUCCUGCUGGGCAUUCGGCGCCGUGGAGGCAAUCUCCGAUCGGGUCUGCGUCCACACCAAUGGCCAGGUCAGCGUCGAGGUGUCCGCUGAGGACCUACUGACCUGCUGCGGCUUGGAGUGUGGCAUGGGCUGUAAUGGGGGCUACCCUACUGGAGCCUGGACCUACUGGACCAAGAAGGGCCUGGUGUCCGGAGGUCUCUACGACUCCCACGUGGGCUGCAGACCCUACUCCAUUCCCCCCUGUGAGCACCAUGUCAACGGCUCCCGGCCCCCCUGCUCCGGCGAGGGCGGGGAGACCCCGAAGUGCAGUAAGAAGUGUGAAGAUGGCUACUCCCCCUCCUACAGAGAGGACAAGCACUUUGGCUCCAACUCGUACAGCGUCCCAUCCAACGAGCAGGAGAUCAUGGCAGAGAUCUACAAGAACGGCCCCGUGGAAGGAGCCUUCUCCGUGUAUGAGGACUUCCUGCAGUAUAAGUCUGGAGUGUAUCAGCACAUGACUGGGGAGGAGGUGGGGGGCCAUGCCAUCCGCAUCCUGGGCUGGGGUGUGGAGAACGGGACCCCCUAUUGGCUGGCUGCCAACUCUUGGAACACAGACUGGGGAGAGAACGGUUUCUUCAAAAUCCUGCGUGGGAAAGACCACUGCGGGAUCGAGUCGGAGAUCGUGGCCGGGGUUCCCCGCACAGACCUGUAUUGGGGCCGGAGGAGCUGAACAGCUGCAGGGGGGCCAGCGCAGGGACCAGACCUGGUCCUGUUCACAGGAACGCUAGGGAG
This is a messenger RNA of Tachyglossus aculeatus (Australian echidna), 1190 nucleotides long. RefSeq names its product cathepsin B (gene CTSB). Gene Ontology annotation, cellular component: lysosome. The transcript has 10 exons. Bases 100 to 1128 code for a protein of 342 amino acids. The record is from RefSeq and is a predicted model, not a curated record. Lineage: Eukaryota; Metazoa; Chordata; Mammalia; Monotremata; Tachyglossidae. Gene Ontology annotation, molecular function: cysteine-type endopeptidase activity. Gene Ontology annotation, biological process: regulation of catalytic activity.